Molecule: messenger RNA, 2849 nt
Organism: Dicrocoelium dendriticum
Lineage: Eukaryota; Metazoa; Platyhelminthes; Trematoda; Plagiorchiida; Dicrocoeliidae
Source: the annotation of a GenBank genome assembly
CACGGGUGCUCCCGACUCAACUCGACGACGACAAUCGAGCAUCGCGUUAGUGGUCGAAAGUUCGAACACGUGACCUUUAAUUGAUUCGGCACACAGAUUGAAACUUACAUCUAUCACAUGUCAUUUUCUUGUACGCAAUCGUGUAACCCAGACACACUUGAGUAACAGAUUUGAUCAAACUGUGUGCAGUUGGCUGUAACGUCCUUCCGGCGCGUUAAUCAUGCGUGAACUUGCAGACCGAGAGUCUGCAGAAGGGACCGUUCGGCUUCGAACGCUGAAGUCUGGAGAAACUGCCGAUGAUUCCUCUACAAACCACUACCGACCAAAUCAGCGGAUCAACCAUGUAGGAAGCAAGUAUAUUAAACUCGGAGAACAGAAAACGGAUGAACCUUCGGUGAACAAAACCGUGGCCGAAGAUUGGGUGCUGGAGCAACUAGUGGAUGAAACCCGGCGAAAACUAAUGGUACAGUUUGAAAAACAACUAGACACUGCACUAAACGAGUUCCUUGACCGGGCAAACCAUAAAGGAGUGUGCGUUCAAACUUUUAAGCAGCAGUCUAUGAAUAUGGAGGAUAAAAGUCCACCGUCUGUUGAAACCAAAGGAAAAAUAUUCCCAGAAAAGGUGUUCAGGCUCCGCGACUCGGUGCUUACAGAGUUAUUCGAGCUAUCUCACAUUCGAACGGUCUACCAUGUGUUCAUCGCCAUUCUACUCCUCUUUUCGUUCAACCUCAUCUGCACUAAUUUCCUGGGUACACAGCCGUCAAGGGCGAUCGAUCACUUGCAGAUGCUCCAAUACACAUUUGGCAAAUUUCGUGACGUGAUGCUGUUCUGGGUUAAAAUGAAAGCAAGCACCAUGUUCAUUCCGUUCUUGGGAUUUUUCUUCUGGUGCACCCAAAGAUCACCGGUCACCAGACCGACCUUGUUCGAUUGGGUAAUGCUCGGCCUCUACGUGCUUUAUCAAGUGGCCUUCAUCACCGUGCCCAUUCAAUUUACAAUUAGACAUCAGCUUCCACCCGUCAGUACAUUCAUCGUAGUGUUGGAGCAGAUUCGGAUGUUGAUGAAGUCCCACGCGUUCGUGCGCACUUGCAUGAGCACCGUCGUAGAACAGACUUCAAAGCAGACCGCUGGAACACAACAGCCGACCCCAUGGACGCCAAACUUCUCCAACUAUCUCUACUUUCUAUUCGCCCCAACAUUGGUGUACCGAAACACAUAUCCAAGAACAAGUGAGAUUCGUUGGGGGUACGUGGUCUCCAACCUGCUACAAGUGUGCGGAUGUACUCUCCUCAGUUACUACGUCCUCAUUCAGUUCUGUUUCACAGAAUUUGUACACUUUGGCAGAACCUCAGACUACACACUCAGACAGUUCAUCCUAACUUCAACAGCCACAAGUGUUCCCGGAGGACUUGUCAUGUUUCUAAUCUUCUUCGCUGGACUGCAUUCGUGGCUCAAUGCAUUUGCCGAGAUGCUUCGAUUUGGAGACAGAUUGUUCUAUAAAGAUUGGUGGAACUCCACCGCGUUCAGUGUGUGGUAUCGAACUUGGAACGUGGUCGUACAUGAUUGGCUCUACACUUACGUGUACAAAGAUAUUCAACUUCUCAGCCGAUCCCAACGUUCUCGAUCCAUUGCGACUGCAGUGGUGUUCUGGCUCUCAGCAGCAGUGCACGAAUACGCUUUGAGUUUGGCCUUUCGAUUUUUCUACCCCGUCCUUUUUGUGUUCUUCACGUUCGCCGGUUAUCCUUUCUUCUACGUGAACGGGUCGGGCCGAAGUUGGAACGUGUUCAUCUGGGUGGUACUAUUCACCGGCUGGGGUCAAUUGAUGUGUCUGUACUCCAUGGAGUGGUAUGCACGCAAGAACUGUUUACCCGUGUUCAACUCUUGGGUUGACUUUAUGGUGCCGCACAGUUGGUUUUGCCGUCCGAUCCCAACUACUGUUCAGGCAUGAGUAGUGUGCUGCAGCCAACAGGUUCCGUUCCACAGCAUCCCCUUAUAGUCUUGGCCCCCGCCCCACUUUCGCGAUCGAUGAGGCCAUUUGUCAGGUUUCUCUCGGAGUAUUGCAAUGAUAAAAGCUGUUUUAUACUUUUACACAAAAAGAUGGACGUUACAGAUAAAUAAACAGAUUGGUAUGCUUUCCAACAAACGGGAUACGUUUCCAUUUUUGCAUAUUCUGCUGUAUCACAAGACCAACUGAAGCAGAUGGAUAGUGCGAUUUCACCACAGACUAGGAUGCAUUUGCGUUCUUACGGGCCAACAUCUCCCCAUCUCGGACCGAGAUGGAUUUGUUCAGUUGCUCGGGAUUAAAUGCGAUGUAAUCCACUCGAGUAAUAUUUAGUAGGGUCGUUUCGAAGUGCACCUUGUGUGAAUGGAUUGCGACGCGCAAUCUUGGUUCGCAUAAGAGUGAACCUUGGUCAAUCCGAUCACUGGGACCGUAAUAUUGAUGCAUUAGAUGAAUAUUGGCUGCUUCCUGCCCAAAAAUACUGCAAUCCACGACCGGUCUUGAACUUAUUUGAGCAAGUAAUUUCGAAACCGGUCAUUUAUCAAAACGACCUAUGGAAGCGCACGCGCACAAUCAUCCGGUUCACACCUACUUAAGUAUCGCUCCGCUAUUCUCUAAUACACUGAUCAUGUCACCUCGACUGGUGACAAAUCUGUCAAGCUCAACAAACAGUGCGUCUAACAAAUGAACAACCUGAGCUAACUACAUUUAUUUCUAUAGCACAAAAAUAUAUGUUGUAUCAGUGCAGGCGCCGGAGCACAAUCACACGCACAGAAGAUAGGUUACGUCCAUGUUCCUGUACGUUAAGAGCGCGCUCGAAUAAAUCGAUCGCUUCGCUUUGUCCAACAUACUA